Molecule: messenger RNA, 1129 nt
Organism: Paraphaeosphaeria sporulosa
Lineage: Eukaryota; Fungi; Ascomycota; Dothideomycetes; Pleosporales; Didymosphaeriaceae
Product: putative 2OG-Fe(II) oxygenase family oxidoreductase
Exons: 2
Coding region: 11-1129 (372 amino acids)
Molecular function (GO): dioxygenase activity
Source: RefSeq, a predicted model, not a curated record
CCUAAACAUCAUGGCCCCCCAAAUUGACGCCCCAAAGACCGUCGAAUGGCAGGGAAAGCGGGUCCCGGUCUGGUCGAUGCGAACUGUUGACUACGGCCUACUGCUUUCGCAAGACCCUGCCGAGGUUGACAACGUGCUCAAGGCCUGUCUCGAAGACGGGUACUUCUACCUUGACCUGAACAACAUUGAUGGUCGUCGCAUGCUUGGUGACCAGCAAGAAACACUCAAGCUCAUGCACCGCUUCUUCGAGUCCCCAAUCGAGCAGAAGAAUGAGUUCGGAUUGAUCUCGUCCCAUCUCGGAUACGAGCCACAAGGCAGUCGCACUGGUGCCUUCGGAGCCGGAACCAAGGACGGAUACGAAAUGCUGAAGGUUUCCCGUGACGAGAUUCAGAGGGGUAGCCCCAAGGUACCGUCUCCGAUCAAGAACAGCGGCGACCUUGGCAUACUCGAGAACUCCAUCGGCAGCUGCAACACCAUCACCAAGGUCAUCCUCUCGGCCCUCUCGACUGGUAUGGGCUUGGUCGGAGCUUCGCGCUACGAGAACCACCACCGGAACGACAAGCCAUCGACCACCACGUUGUCGAUGAUGCACUACCUGCCCUCAGAGAUCACAGGCCCGAAGGAGGUCGGUCACCAAAAGCAUACCGACAUCAGCUCUUUGACACUGCUCUUCAGCGAGCAGUGGGGUCUCCAAAUCCGGCCUCCAGGGACAUGUGGAGCGCGCGAGAUGGGUUUCGUUGAGCCUAAGAAGGGCUGCGCUUUCGUUCACGUUGGCGACUCGUUGCGCUUUGCGAGCGGAAUGAAGAUGCAGUCGUGCAUCCACCGUGUUGUGCCUUUCGACCCCAAGGAGCACCGCUACUCGAUCGCUUACUUCCUCCGCGCAGAGGACGACACUAUGUUCAUGGACAGCGAGGGUCGUUACGUGACUGCUGGGCAGUGGCACGACCAGAAGUUCAAGGCUUUCACUGACCCUUGGAUGUACCAGCUUCAGGCCCCGAAGACGAUGAUCUUGGGUGGCAUGACUGAGGAUGGCGAGGACGACCCUCUGCAGCAGGAAAUCGAGCCUGCAUCUGAGCCCAGCCCUGUUGGCGCAAAGGCGCAGCUUGCUUCCGUUUCCGUCCAUGCAUAG